UGGACAAAUUUUCAAACGUUUGCAAUAAUAUAACAUUUUACUAACUCAAAAUGAUUAUUAUAUUGUCAAACUCCACUAUUGUCCAUAUUGGGAUAAUAUUAGCCGCUUGGUCCGUCGUGUUCGAAUGGCCUCUUUAUAGGAUAUGGUUACCGAUUGCAUCAUGCAUUGCUCUCAGGCGCAUAUUAAUCUAUACUAUGUUCAAUCAUAAGACAAUCUUCUAUUAUCUGCUGCAUUACACACCGAUCUAUAUGGCGUCCUAUUCGAAAAAUUUCUUUUACAGUUGGAUAGUGGCUGUGAUUGUAACACUCUGGUAUGAUUUCCAAAUUACCUGGAUUGGAAUGCCAAUAAUGACAAGUGUGGCUGCCCAUACCUACACCAUAACUUAUUAUGAUCUGAUUGUCUGA
Messenger RNA from Nicrophorus vespilloides, 404 nucleotides. RefSeq lists its product as uncharacterized. Lineage: Eukaryota; Metazoa; Arthropoda; Insecta; Coleoptera; Silphidae. The record is from RefSeq and is a predicted model, not a curated record. The coding region runs from base 51 to 404 and encodes 117 amino acids. The transcript is spliced from 2 exons.